CCCCACAUAUGCCCCCCGCCCCCAAAGAUGACAUCAGCCCAUCAGCGUGGACGUCUGGAAGGCUUUGGCGAGGUCGAGAACCAAACCCUGCGCUCAUACGCUUUCUCCAAGCGCACUCGGCUGCGUGUUGUCCGCCGGUGGCCGAGCUAGCUCCACGCUGACGCCGCCAUCUUUGCGGAGGUGGCGGGCCUCAGGCGAGCCGGUCGGAGCUUUGCGGAUGGCGGCCCAGCAGAAGUGCAGCACGCCGGGGGAGAGGAGGAUGAACACCCACGGGUCCACGAUGGAGUUGACGGAGAUGAAGCGGAGGGCGAUCAGGUCCAGCUGGUGCGAUUCCUUGCGUGCUCCCGCCGAGUUGAUGUACACGCGGACCUGGAAGCCGACCACAGCGGGGUCAAGAUGGAGAACACGACAUCCUGAAGCCAAGUCGGAGAUGACAAAGCUUCACCGCAUCAAGACAUGAGAGGACCUGAUGGACCCGGACCGCUGGCAGGCGGCCUGGCAGGGAGGGGGUGACGUCAUUAUGAGUACAAGCGGCCGUGUUGCUUGGAGCUGGAUGACUUCUUCCUCCUCCUAGUCCUCCUGGAGUUCUUCUUCCGCAGCGAUGUUGCCCGUGUACCUGGUGAGCCUGUGCUGCGGCGUGGCCGCGGCCUUGCGGGGGGCCCGCAUGUUCCCCUACGGCGUCCCCGCUGGAGAUUCCCUGCUGGAGGAGGGGGACGAUGAAACCUCCAAAGUCUUAUCUCUGCCCAAAGCCUUCUACUUCUACGAUACCCCCUUCUCACACCUCUAUGUGGCCACCAACGGAAUCAUCUCAGCCCAGGACUUGCCCAUGGAGAAGCAGUACGUGGACGACGGCUUCCCCACCGACUUCCCGGUGGUGGCGCCCUUCCUGGCCGACAUGGACACCAGCGGGGGACGGGGGCAGAUUUACUACCGGGUCACUGAGACACCCGGCGUCCUCAACAGGGUGGCGCAGGAAGUCCAACGGGGGUUCCCGGAUGCCAAAUUCACGCCCAGCUACGCUGUGGUCGCCACGUGGGAAAACGUGGCCGCCUACGAGGAGCCCGCUCGCAUCAACGAAGGCGCUUCAAACAAGGUCAACACCUUCCAGGCCGUGAUAGGAUACGACGAAACCGACUCGUACGUUCUCUUCCUGUACCCCGAGGGUGGCCUGAACUUCUUUGGGACCAGACCCAAGGAGUCGUAUAACGUGGAGAUAGAGCUUCCCGCUCGAGUCGGAUUCAGCAGGGGUGAAGUCACGUAUCUGAUUUUUUCCCGAACGGAGGGACCGUACUACAGCGUGACCAGCAACGAGCAGAGUAUCAAACACCUCCACCAGGUUGGCAACACAGGAACUCCGGGCGUUUGGCUCUUCCACACUGGGAACCGCUAUUCUUUUGACAACAUUGUCCCCGCGUCCGUUGGAGGUCUACUUGCUACGCCUCCACCAAGACAACAUGGCCUCCCUCUGGACACCACCACGCCGGAGUACGGAGACUUUGAAGACUACACAGACAACGGUAACUUUGACCCUGCCCACGAAGAAGAAGAGGAGGGCGAUUACCCCCUGACGAGUGAAGAUCUGGAAUUCCAGCCGGUGGUGGUGAGCGAACCCCUGCAGCCCAGAAGCUCUGACCUCCCGUCAUCGCCGUCGGAGGACUCGGCUCAUCCCGUGUCACACGGGAGCCAAGACUUGCCUUUGACCUCUGAACCCAGACACGCCUCCGAGGCGGUGGAGCGCCAGUAUGCUCCUCCCCCGCCUCCUCCUGGUCAAGACGCCAUCCCGGAUGGAGGGGAUCCGCGCUCCAAGCCGCCACGACCACAGGUUCCUGUGGACCUGUACCCCCCUCACAGAAAUGAGCCCCCCCUGUCCCCUGGAGGCCAUAUUGUCAGUGUGGAGGAAGACGACAUUGAUUUUGACACAGGAGUGAUCCAGUACACCACAGAGAAUAAGGAGACCUGUGCCAGGUUCCAGCAUCAGUGUUCCCGCAACGCCUUUUGCACCGACUACGCCACAGGCUUCUGCUGCCACUGUCGUCACGGUUUCUACGGAAACGGCCGCCACUGCCUGCCCGAGGCGGCCCCCCAGCGCGUCAGCGGCACGCUCAGCGGGACGGUGAUCGUGGGCAUGACCCCCGUGGAGCUGAACAAAAUCGAUCUUCACGCGUACGUCGUGGUGGGAGACGGGAGGGCGUACACAGCCGUCAGCGAGAUCCCUGAACCGGUGGGCUGGGCCUUGAUGCCGGUCGCACCAAUCGGAGAGCUCUUUGGGUGGCUGUUUGCUCUGGAGCUGCCCAAUAGCCAAGCAGGCUUCAAAACCACCGGAGCUGAGUUCACGCGUCACGUGGAGCUGGUCUUUUACCCGGGAAAUCAGCACCUGUCAAUCACUCAAACGGGACGAGGCCUCGACGACCACAACCACCUCACCGUGGACACGGUGCUCAACGGCAGCGUGCCCUUCAUACCGCCCGGCGCUGAAGUGACCAUGAACCCCUUCAAGGAGACCUACCAGUACUACCCGUCGGUUGCCACCUCCACGUCUGUGAGGGAGUUCAACGUGGUCUCCCCGGACAGAGGAUCCGAAUCCUUCUCCUUCCAGAUGAAGCAAAACAUCACAUACCGCGACUGUCGCCAUGGCAGCCGGGCCCCCCCGGUGGAGACCUUGCAGAUCACCAUGGAGAGAGUGUUUGUCAUGUACGUGAAGGAGGAGCGCAUCCUGAGAUACGCCAUCACCAACAAGAUCAGCCCGGUCGGAGCGGGGCCGCCGGGGCCGGAGGUGCUGCACCCCUGCUACGAUGGAAGCCACGACUGCGACACCAGCGCUCAGUGUGUCCCGCUGGAGGGGCAGGACUUCCAAUGCCGCUGCGCCACCGGUUACACGGGGGACGGACGCAACUGCAACGAUGUGGAUGAGUGCGCCGAGGGCUCGGCGGCGUGCGGCGCUCACUCCCAGUGCGUCAACCUCCCCGGCAGCCAUCGCUGCCAGUGUCAGCGCGGCUACGAGUUCGGCUUUGACGGACGCACGUGUGUGGACGUGGACGAGUGCGGCUCGUCGCCGUGCCACAGCAACGCCAGAUGCACCAACAGCUUGGGUUCUUUCUCCUGCCGCUGCCAGCCGGGAUUUGACGGAGACGGUUCGCUGUGCUCCCGGCAGGAAGAGAACGCAACUUCUGAACGUCCUAAAAGCCAUUGUGAGCAUCACAGGGACAGUGUCCAGACCACCAGUCCAGAAGGUUAUCCUAUACUGGGAGCUUUUGUACCUCAGUGUGAUGCUGACGGACAAUACACACCUCAACAGUGUCACGGCUCCAGUGGACAUUGUUGGUGUGUGGACGGUCAAGGACAGGAGAGACCAGGAACCAGAACUCCUCCUGGUGUUUCUCGUGUGGACUGUGACAGACACGGAGAACGUCCCAAAAGCCAGUGUGAGCAUCACAGGGACAGCGUGCAGACCAGCGGUCCAGAAGGUGAUCCUCUCGUGGGAGCUUUUGUCCCUGAGUGUGAUGCAGAUGGACAAUACACACCACAACAGUGCCAUGGUUCUACUGGAUAUUGUUGGUGUGUAGACCAUAGAGGGCAGGAGAGAGAGGGAACCAGGACUCCACCCGGAACGACACCCAGAAACUGUGACAAAGCGGAUGGAUCCCGACCCAAAGGCCAGUGUGAGCACCAUCGAGACCGUGCGCAGACUUCCGCUUCUCAGGGCCCCCUCGGCGUGGGAGGCUAUGUUCCUCAGUGCGAUGCCGACGGGCAGUACACACCACUGCAGUGUCACGGUUCCACUGGGCAUUGCUGGUGCGUGAACAUCCAAGGCCAAGAAAGACCAGGAACCAGGACCGGACCCGGUGCACCACCCACAGACUGUGACAAAGCAGAGGAACGAGAAGGUCCUAAAAGUGACUGUGAGCGUCACAGAGACAGAGUCCAGACCAGCAGCCCAGAAGGUUAUCCUAUACUGGGAGCGUUUGUACCCCAGUGUGACGCUGAUGGACAAUACACACCUCAACAGUGUCAUGGAUCAAGUGGGCAUUGCUGGUGUGUGGACAGUCAAGGACAAGAAAGACCAGGAACCAGAACACAAGCUGGAACAACACCCAUGGACUGUGCUAGAUCAGAUGAACGUCCUAAAAGCCAUUGUGAGCAUCACAGGGACAGUGUCCAGACCACCAGUCCAGAAGGUUAUCCUAUACUGGGAGCUUUUGUACCUCAGUGUGAUGCUAAUGGACAAUACACACCUCAACAGUGUCAUGGUUCCAGUGGACAUUGUUGGUGUGUGGACAGUCAAGGGCAGGAAAGACCAGGAACCAGAACUCCUCCUGGUACAACACCAACAGACUGUGAUAAACCAGAAGGUCCCAAAAGCCAUUGUGAGCAUCACAGGGACAGUGUCCAGACCACCAGUCCAGAAGGUUAUCCUAUAGUAGGAGCUUUUGUACCUCAGUGUGAUGCUAAUGGUCAAUACACACCUCAACAGUGUCAUGGUUCCAGUGGACAUUGUUGGUGUGUGGACAGUCAAGGCCAAGAAAGACCAGGAACCAGAACUCCUCCUGGUACAACACCAACAGACUGUGAUAAACCAGAAGGUCCUAAAAGUCACUGUGAGCAUCACAGGGACAGUGUCCAGACCACCAGUCCAGAAGGUUAUCCUAUAGUAGGAGCUUUUGUACCUCAGUGUGAUGCUAAUGGACAAUACACACCUCAACAGUGUCAUGGUUCCAGUGGACAUUGUUGGUGUGUGGACAAUCAAGGCCAAGAAAGACCAGGAACCAGAACCCCUCCUGGUGCAACACCAACAGACUGUGAUAAACCAGAAGGUCCUAAAAGCCAUUGUGAGCAUCACAGGGACAGUGUCCAGACCACCAGUCCAGAAGGUUAUCCUAUAGUAGGAGCUUUUGUACCUCAGUGUGAUGCUAAUGGACAAUACACACCUCAACAGUGUCAUGGUUCCAGUGGACAUUGUUGGUGUGUGGACAGUCAAGGCCAAGAAAGACCAGGAACCAGAACUCCUCCUGGUACAACACCAACAGACUGUGAUAAAUCAGAUGAACGUCCUAAAAGCCAUUGUGAGCGUCACAGGGACCGUGUCCAGACCACCAGUCCAGAAGGUUAUCCUAUAGUAGGAGCUUUUGUACCUCAGUGUGAUGCUAAUGGACAAUACACACCUCAACAGUGUCAUGGUUCCAGUGGACAUUGUUGGUGUGUGGACAGUCAAGGACAGGAAAGACCAGGAACCAGAACUCCUCCUGGUACAACACCAACAGACUGUGAUAAACCAGAAGGUCCUAAAAGCCAUUGUGAGCAUCACAGGGACAGUGUCCAGACCACCAGUCCAGAAGGUUAUCCUAUACUGGGAGCUUUUGUACCUCAGUGUGAUGCUAAUGGACAAUACACACCUCAACAGUGUCAUGGUUCCAGUGGACAUUGUUGGUGUGUGGACAAUCAAGGCCAGGAAAGACCAGGAACCAGAACUCCUCCUGGUACAACACCAACAGACUGUGAUAAACCAGAAGGUCCUAAAAGCCAUUGUGAGCAUCACAGGGACAGUGUCCAGACCACCAGUCCAGAAGGUUAUCCUAUAGUAGGAGCUUUUGUACCUCAGUGUGAUGCUAAUGGACAAUACACGCCUCAACAGUGUCAUGGUUCCAGUGGACAUUGUUGGUGUGUGGACAGUCAAGGCCAGGAAAGACCAGGAACCAGAACUCCUCCUGGUACAACACCAACAGACUGUGAUAAACCAGAAGGUCCUAAAAGCCAUUGUGAGCAUCACAGGGACAGUGUCCAGACCACCAGUCCAGAAGGUUAUCCUAUAGUAGGAGCUUUUGUACCUCAGUGUGAUGCUAAUGGACAAUACACACCUCAACAGUGUCAUGGUUCCAGUGGACAUUGUUGGUGUGUGGACAGUCAAGGCCAAGAAAGACCAGGAACCAGAACUCCUCCUGGUGCAACACCAACAGACUGUGAUAAACCAGGUGAGCUGAAGCUAAAUCUUUGUAUACUUGGUCAUAUUGUCAGGUCAUGUAUAACUGUGAAAUGUACUUGACAGAAGGUCCUAAAAGCCAUUGUGAGCAUCACAGGGACAGUGUCCAGACCACCAGUCCAGAAGGUUAUCCUAUAGUAGGAGCUUUUGUACCUCAGUGUGAUGCUAAUGGACAAUACACACCUCAACAGUGUCAUGGUUCCAGUGGACAUUGUUGGUGUG
Messenger RNA from Doryrhamphus excisus (bluestripe pipefish), 6196 nucleotides. The record is from RefSeq and is a predicted model, not a curated record. Lineage: Eukaryota; Metazoa; Chordata; Actinopteri; Syngnathiformes; Syngnathidae.